AUGGCGGAAAUCAAUAAUUCAAACUCCACCCUACUUCUCGAAAAGAAACGUAGUCUUACUCCAUCUGUCAUGGAAGAAGUUCGUACUCUCUCUAUCUCUGAAUGUGAAGGCGCGGCCCAAUGUCUAGCUGAAGCCUUUGCCGUAGAUGAGGUGGCUAGAUACUUCGUUGAUACACCUGAUAUGGAAAAUGUGACCGAGGCUGCAAAGUGGAAGUUACAUCUAAGUAUCAUGCGAUACAUGACCGCCGCUCAUUGCUAUAAAGGUAUCGUGACAACAGUGGGUGAUGAUUAUGGCGCUGUAGCUCUCUGGAUGCAACCAGCAGCAGAUAUGGAUGACUGGCUUACUUUCUUCCGUUCCGGACUUUGGAGACUCUACUACCAACUCUCGUCCGAGGGCCGCGUUAGGUUCUUCAAGGAGUUCUUCCCAUUGCUCCAUGAUACCAAGCACAAUGUUAUGGGCGAGCGAGAUGGAAAUUCCUAUUACCUGGUCUACCUCGGAUCUAAAGCUAGCGCUCGCGGUAAAGGGUACGCCAGAAAGUUGAUUGAACAUAUGACUGUCAAGGCGGACUCGGAGAAUAGAGCAACAUAUCUCGAAUCCAGUGCUCAUGGCAAUCUCUCGUACUACGAGAAAUAUGGCUUUGUGCAUAAAAGCGAUAUUCAACUUGAGCGUGGUCCAAAACCUAUCAAAUUGCAUAUCAUGGUCAGAGAACCCGUUAACGAAGCCGAGGGUUCCAAGGGAGGUGAGAGGGUCGGUGGAAGAAUGCUCUAG
This is a messenger RNA of Glarea lozoyensis ATCC 20868, 768 nucleotides long. RefSeq names its product Acyl-CoA N-acyltransferases (Nat). The transcript is spliced from 3 exons. The record is from RefSeq and is a predicted model, not a curated record. The coding region runs from base 1 to 768 and encodes 255 amino acids. Lineage: Eukaryota; Fungi; Ascomycota; Leotiomycetes; Helotiales; Helotiaceae. Gene Ontology annotation, molecular function: acyltransferase activity, transferring groups other than amino-acyl groups.